AUGCCGCACACAGGACAUCACGGAUGGCGCGAAAAUAUUUUUGUUGGCUCCUCGUCCGUGGCCCGAUCAAAAAGCAGUGCAAUCACAUUGACCACGACACAUCUUCGCCAGGUCAAUAUGUUAAGGUCACUCUCAAUCUUCACCUCCUUGGCGCUUUCAACCCUCGCGGCCAGCACGAACCUGACCAUCUCGUUCAACACGCCUGGAGAUGCCGGCUGUGGAGCGAAGGACUCGAGUAAUGCCUUGACAUUCACGACAGGCUCCAUACCUCCGUCACGCCAGUGCUUCAACAUCGAGGAGCUCUUCAGAGGCAACGAAAGCCAAAGCCAAGGAUCCCGCAUCGAGCAUUCAGCAGGGUCGUCUGAGCCAUACGAGGCCAUUUUGUGGGUUGUGUAUAAGGCCAACCAGUUUAGACCAGGCUUGAAUUACUCCCAGAUAUCCUACCUGCAGCGCAACACAUCGUCUCCGGAAGAGGGCAAAGAUGCCGCCCGCUUGUUCGAGGUGUACAGCGGCCGCGACUGCAUAGCGUCAGACUCCUCCGACGGGAGUGUUCAUCCGUGGUUUGGUUGGACAUGCCAAGGCCCGAUUGAUGGGUCUUGCUCUACCGUGCCGUACAGCGUGGCCAGCUUCCAGGUCGGGUCGGCAUGGGAGAUCAACUCGCGCGGAGGAGGGCAGUGCUGGGACGCGGCUCUCAAGGGUGCGGCGGCCGGAAGAGACAGGGUUGCUGUCAAUGCUGCCAUCGUGGCUAUAUUGGCGGCUGCGAUUACUUCACUGUUGUUGUAG
Messenger RNA from Saxophila tyrrhenica, 783 nucleotides. RefSeq lists its product as uncharacterized. The coding region runs from base 1 to 783 and encodes 260 amino acids. The record is from RefSeq and is a predicted model, not a curated record. Lineage: Eukaryota; Fungi; Ascomycota; Dothideomycetes; Mycosphaerellales; Extremaceae. The transcript is spliced from 2 exons.